Messenger RNA from Maniola jurtina (meadow brown), 1114 nucleotides. Its product is annotated as coiled-coil domain-containing protein 97. The coding region runs from base 77 to 1108 and encodes 343 amino acids. The record is from RefSeq and is a predicted model, not a curated record. The transcript has 3 exons. Lineage: Eukaryota; Metazoa; Arthropoda; Insecta; Lepidoptera; Nymphalidae.
UAUUUAUUUGUAAUCUAAAGCUUCGAGGAUCAGGAAGCAUCAAGCAAUCCAUUUUGAUUAUUAUUUGAAAAUUAAAAUGGUAGAUUCAAUUAAUUUUUCACCGAAUGAACAAGAUGAAGGCGAAAUUGAUCCUAUUUUUGAUAUUAUCGAUUACUUGGUAAGGUGUGCAAACAUUUCUUUUAAAAAUUCUCAACUGAACAAAGAGGAAAUACGGACAAGUGAAAAAAUUCAAGCAGCAUAUAACCUGUAUACUCAGUCACCUACUCAGUUUUUAUUACAAUUUGGGAAGUAUUUGUCGCCGAACCAUAUACAAUAUUUUGAAACUACUCAAAGUAACAACGCUAAUAAGGACUUUAAAAAAUGUAUAGAGCAGCUGAAAGUAUAUCAUUCAGAUGAUUGCAAAAAUAAAAGAGUACGAAACAGACGAUACAAAGCCAUGCAGAAGAUGCAAAAUGACACAGAUUAUUUUAGUGAAAAACAAAUGAUGUAUCGCAAUCCAUUAUUGUAUGAACAGCUUGUAGGCCAGUAUCUGACUGAUGAAGAAGUGAGGGAGCGAGAUGGUGUAAAUAGUGAAAACUUUACUUUUCUAAGUAUGAUAUUAGAAACCGUUGAUAGAAAUGAAAUGAGGGAAACAAAAAAUAUACAAAUGCUUAUUGAAGAUGAGAAAUCAUCAACAGAAACUGUACAGGAUGCAUGUGAUACAGAUGAUGGCGCAUGCAGUAAAGGAAAGCAAUGGGGAGAUUUUGACAUCCCAGACACCAAGCCCAACUACAUGCCCGAAACUCAAAAGCAAGCUAUGUUAUGUGCUAAUGAAAGAAAUCUCUUAAGGGAAGAGUUUCUGCAAGAAAUGUAUAGCAGUUUUAUUGAAGGCAGAGAUAUAGAUUUUGAUUACAACAGUGUUGACAACAAUGAAGAGUAUGAUGAUUUGCACCAAAUCUCUCAAGAUGCUGAAGACAAAUAUUUUGACUCUGAAGAUAAUGAUGCAGAAACGUUAGAGGAGCAUAUGCAACAUGUACAAGAAUACGGAAGAAAGAAUUCUAAUGCUAGUUUAAGUGACCCCUUAGAUGUGUUUAUGGAACAUAUUUCAAAUAAACUUCAACAAGUGUGACUAUUA